Messenger RNA from Danio aesculapii, 686 nucleotides. RefSeq names its product cytoglobin 1 (gene cygb1). The coding region runs from base 150 to 674 and encodes 174 amino acids. Gene Ontology annotation, biological process: oxygen transport. Lineage: Eukaryota; Metazoa; Chordata; Actinopteri; Cypriniformes; Danionidae. The record is from RefSeq and is a predicted model, not a curated record. The transcript has 3 exons. Gene Ontology annotation, molecular function: iron ion binding; oxygen binding; heme binding.
AGGAUCUCCUUCAUUCAGCAGUAACUCUCCAUCAGACUCUUGGAGAAUAAAGAGCCCAGCGCUCAGAUCUUCCCUCUCUCUCUCUCUCUCUCAGUGUGUGUGUGUGUGCGCGUGUGUGUGUGCGUGUGUGUCAGCAAGCGAGCGUCCGGAUGGAGCGAGACGGAGGAGUGCAGCUCACACAGAGUCCUGACUCUCUGACGGAGGACGAUGUGUGUGUGAUCCAGGACACAUGGAAGCCCGUCUACGCGGAGCGAGAUAACGCUGGAGUGGCUGUGCUGGUCAGGUUUUUCACGAACUUCCCGUCGGCGAAGCAGUAUUUCGAGCAUUUCCGUGAGCUGCAGGACCCGGCGGAGAUGCAGCAGAACGCGCAGCUGAAGAAACACGGCCAGCGAGUUUUGAACGCCCUCAACACACUGGUGGAAAACCUGCGCGACGCUGACAAAAUCAACACCAUCUUCAACCAGAUGGGGAAAUCACAUGCGCUGCGCCACAAGGUGGACCCCGUUUAUUUCAAAAUUCUGGCCGGAGUGAUCCUGGAGGUGCUGGUGGAGGCCUUCCCACAAUGCUUCAGUCCAGCAGAAGUGCAGAGCUCCUGGUCUAAGCUGAUGGGGAUCCUGUACUGGCAGAUGAACCGUGUGUAUGCUGAGGUUGGCUGGGAGAACAGCAAAAAGUGAAAUAAACAACAA